GCGGAGCGGUGUGAGAGAGAGGGAAGGUGGCGGUGCUUGUGCCUGGUGGCAAGGUUUGUUUACUUGCCAGCUUUUUGUUUGCUGCGGCUGCUGCUGCUGCUGCUGCUGCUUCCACCAAGCCUCCACUAGUCACACUGCUGCUAUGCAACCCUCACUCGCUGAAAUAUACAACUGCGAUGGGAAUUAUCAAAUGGAACAGGUCAGGAUGAAUCAAGACCAGUUUCUUCUUAAGUGGAAUAACCACCAAAAUAACUUUGUUGAAGUGUUCAGUUACUUGCGUACACAGGAUGCUUUUGUCGAUGUUACUCUGGCGUGUGAUGGAAAGUCUUUCUCCGCACACAGAGUUGUCUUGUCUGCAUGUUCGCCAUAUUUCCAGACACUCUUUCAGACUAAUCCUUGUAAGCAUCCGAUUGUCUUCCUAAAGGAUGUCAAGGGGCAGGAAUUGGAAGCUCUUAUAGAGUUUAUAUAUAAAGGAGAGGUUAGCGUAUCACAAUCUGAGUUAGCGUCUCUGAUAAGCACAGCCGAAAAUUUAAAAAUCAAAGGUCUUGCCGAGCCUGACAGACCGACAGAAAAGAACGUGAAAAGAAUAGCAUCGCCUCCCAGACCUCAGCCUCCACCGUUACCCCCACAGUCCACCCCAGCAACUCCUGUUGGGGUACCUCAACAUCUUCAGGUGUCAAAAUACCCUCAAUCUAGUCCUGUUGCCAAACGGAAAAAAUCUGAACAAUUUAAUGUACAGAGUAGUUAUGUUGGUGUAAGAGAAAACCAAGAGGAGGUUGUGACUGUUGAAACUGGUAAUGGUGAAAAUUUAAGCCUCCGUGGUGAAAACCUUAGUCUACGUGGUGAAAACUUAAGUAUUCGUGAUCACCCAGCCCCCCAGGUAGUGUUAGUUUCGUCACAUGAACCUCCACAUCAGCCGGACGUUACAUCCCACACACCCCAGCCUUAUGCUAGUCACCACGGUCCCAUUGCAGCCUCCGAGGGUGUUUUAUAUUCGGUCUCAGGGACAGCCAUCUAUGCGGGCACCGCUCAAGUUAGCUCAUCCAGUCGAGGGGAGCAAUUGCCCCGUGAAGUAUAUCCACAAACUGAUCAAUACCACAGUAGUGAUGAGGGAACACUGCCGGGACCUUCAGGUGUACAAACGCAGUCACAUGCGGAAACUUCCAUGGAUAUGCUUGGGAGAAGAACUGGAUCAUCAUGUACAAGUCGGCACGAGCUCACCAGCAGUAUGGUGAUGUCAACAAAAUGUGACGACACUUGCACACUCUCAAUACCCCAGACUAUAAAACUAGAGCCAUCAAGUGCAGGUGUUGCCACAGAAACUUGGGAGGGAAGUAAUCAAAGUUAUGAAGAUGGAGGGGGAGGUAUAGGUGGGUCAGGAAGUGGUCCUGGGGUUGUACCCACCACUGGUGAUGCUCUAACAAUGCAGCUCCCCCUCCAUACUGAAAUGACUGAAUCUUCGCAGCUACACGACUCCUCUAGACAGCAAUUAGCAGCAGCGCGGGCGUUGCUGCGAGUUUUGGGAGCAGCCACUGCAGAAGGUCGCAAAAUUGCCAGAACUGACACUCUGAAACACAGCGUUGCUCCUGGACAGUGUCGGGUAUGUGGGGAGACUAUUGCCCGUGGGGAACACAGAUCACAUAUGGCAUCUCACACGGCCCACAGACCCCUCCACUGUGCAGUGUGUGGCCGAGGCUUCCACCAGACAGAGGACCUCAAAAGACAUAUCAGGAUACACACUGGUGAAAAGCCAUACAAGUGUUCAACGUGUGGCGUGGCAUUUCGACAGAGGGGACACCUCUCUAGACAUGUAUUCAAGUACCACUCAGACCAGCGACCACCAGUAGCUAAAUAGAACUCAUCUGACAGGCAAGGAUGUAUGCCAAGACACUGGUGAAGAUAAUUCGUGAUAAUCAUUCUUGUUAGGUCAUCAUCAUGAAAAUGCAUAAGUAUGGACUUUUUUCUUGUAAGAAAUAUAUAUGCUGUUAACCAACUACUGUAAGUUUAACGUAUCUUCUUGGGAGACAAAGUUAUCAUUAUCAUAAAAUCUGAUACCCUGAAUUUUAGGGCCUCCAAUAAAAUCUUUUUGCAGCAUUACACCAUUCUUGUAGACUCGUAGAGGCUGAGUGUUGUUACAGCAUUGGUCAUGCUCUAACUUGCUGGACAGUGAUGAUUUUCACCCAGGUUUCUAUGACAUAUUACUCAGUAAUUGCUAUGGCUUUUUAGGUUAUUCAAAUUUUAUACAACACAAUUUUUAAUUUUGGCUGCAGAACUGUAUCACAGAAAAGAAUUUGUUUUUAAACUUUAUUUUGUGAUACUGUACAUGACUCAUAGGUAAAAAGCUUUAUAAAGAUAACCACAAGUGGCUACUUGCAAUGAAUCACUGAAGGUGACCAAGUUAUGUCUUGUUACUUAAUUGAACUCCCCACCCCCAUGGAGCUAACUUGCUGCAAGAGGGUUGUGCAGUCAUAUUUAUGGGAGAGCUGUAUUAGCUAGUUCUCCCUGGCAGUCUUCCAUGCCGGUAUGAUCUCCAGACAAUAAUUCUUAUCACUUCUCAUGUUAAUGUCUGUGUUCAGAAGUAUCUCCAGAGACAGAUGAGAAUGUCUCUACCAGCAGUAAUUGGCUUCCCAUUCAUACAGAAAGUAACUGGAGGGCUGUCUUGCCCAAGGUCACCACACCAGCCCUUCCCGAAGGUUAUCUUGCCUAAGAUUGCUACACUAGCCCUUCCCCAUGGUUGCUAUGUUCUUUCCUCAAUACCUCUUCCUCUCAAUCCCCCAUUUCUUUCUCUUUUGCCAUAAUGACUGUAUGACUUGCGGGUUUAGUGGUUACCAUGUACGUAUAUGAUGAUAAUAUAACCAUAGUCCCAGCUUCUGACAUUAUGCUACAGAUAUGCUCUCUAUUGUGAUGCCCAGCCAUCAGUGUGUCUAUUGCCCUACCUUCUCAUUAUUAAUGGGCUCUGCUGCAAUGCUGCUGCAGACUUUGCAAGAAACUCCAAGGAGUUCAAUCUAUUGUUUUUGUAAUGGUUCUCAAGUCCCUUCUUGUUCCUAAGUUUCCAUGGUGUCUACCUGGCAGGUACCGCCAAACACCUUCCAAGACCCACCCAUAACACUUUUUAUAUUCCUCCGGUGGAAGAGUCUUGGAAUUUUAUCCAUCUAAGAUUACUUGUAACUGUAAGUGCCUGAGAGAGGGAAAGAACUCUGGAUGUGAGAGGACUGGACUGUCUAGUGCAAGAUUCAAUGGGAAUUGCAGGAGGUGGUGCAUGGCUAAAUAAUAAUAAUAAUAAUAAUAAUAAUAAUAAUAAUGGUGAUUUUACUUUAAAAACAUGCAAGUAAUACAAUUUUUGUGAAAAGCCCAGGAUGCACAACAUUUUAGGCAGAUUCAAACUAGCACUACAACUGCUUAAUAUAAAUAGUACAUGUGUAUAGAGCUGUUUUAACUUACGAGUUUAGUGCAAAAUAUUGACAGUGGGGGAGAAGGGAAAUAUACAUAUACAGAAUACCCUCGAUUUAACCAACCCAGAUUUAAUGCAUUGUGGAAAUACAGAGGAAAAUCCUCUGGUUUGUUGAUUCAGAACCAGUGGGCAAAAUUUAUUGAUUAAAGAAGUGACCAUUUUUCUUAAGAUCAUGGCAGAAUAACUACUACUACCACAGUCACCAUUACCAGUCACCCACUACCCUCAUCUAGUCAAUCAAAUCAAGAAUUUGUUGUAUACAUAUAUAAGUUCUGGUCACUUCUGUGUACUUAUGUAAAAGUCAGAAUUAAUAAUUGGAUGGACAGUAUAAAAUUCACGAUACAGAGGAAUGAAAAGCACGAAUAAUAAUGAUAAUUAAGGUUAAAGAUACAAUCAGUAAAUUAAAAUUUAGGGGUAGGAUUAGACAGGGAUAAAUAGUACAAUUAAUAAAAUAGCUGCAAUUUUUUUUUUUCAACAUAUUGGCCAUUUCCCACCCAUCAGGGUGACCCAAAAAGAGGGGGAAAAAAAAACACUUUCAUCAUUCAUACAUAAUCACUGUCUUUGCUGAGGUGCUCAGAUAUGACAGUUUAGAUGUCACUCCAAACAGCUGCAAAUAUAAUUAAAAUAAUUAAAGAUAUUUGGUUGUUUUAAAAUACUACAUAGACCUAAAUGAUUGAAAUGUUUGGACAUACAGCAUUGUGGACUAUUUAUAGAGAGAGGCAAAUGUGUUUUCUUCUUUGGGUCACCUUGCCUUGGUAUGAAAUGACCACUGGUGAAGAAACACACCAGAGCUGCAUCUGUCAGAAAGGAAGAUACAGAAGGGCCCCGUUUCUCCGCAGGUUCCUGAUCCUUGCCAAUAAGUGAAAAUCACUGGCAAGUGGAACAUAGCAUUUUUUCGCUAUCAAAUGCAUGUAUUACACCUGAUAACAUGUUUACACUAUCAUAUAUUAAGUGCUCAAUACAGCUAGGCCUAAAAAAUGAUAGGAAAUUAAAAUGAUUAUACAGUACACAUGCAAUAUUUACCUUAAAAUAUAGCACCAGAUGCCCUUCCCUGACGCAGCUGUUGUGCAAAUAUGGCAGAAAAGUGGAAAAAGCACUGAACAUAAUGAACAAUGGCUCAAUUGAAAGUCAGUAAAAGCGUGGAACACUGAAAAGAGGGUGCCGAACAUGCAGGGCCCUCCUGUAAUAAAACGUAAACGCCCAAGUCUGCAGGACUUGACAGUUUAAAAAAAAUGACACUUUUCACUGAUAUUUCAAACAUUUCUGAAUGAGUACCAUUUCUGUGAACAACUAGGUAAAGCUCUUUUGCAUUGUCUUGUGACAUGUAAAUGAUAGUUGAUAUAAAAUAUCCUUGUUGACUGUGAAGCAGAGUUGUCAUACAACUGUUGACUUAUUACAAUAUUCACCAUACUGGUUUAAUAGAGCAGAGUUCAUAAAUUAGAGCACACUCAACCCUCAAUAUACUGAAGUAAUAAGGGGGAUUCUCCGAGUGUCCACUAAAUCAGAAUAUUAAAAUGUCGCAGAAGAAGCACUACUGUAUACCUAAUAUAAUACUGUACACACAGUUCACAGGUAUACAGAAUAAAUUUUUAAAGGUAAAUGCAUUACAAGUAGUUUACCCAGUGGAUUUUGUCUUAUUUCAGCAAUCCAGUAUAGUUAUUACUGUGAUGAAACUUCGCCUAAAAAUAAUGUGUGAUGUAAUAUGAUUUUUUUAAGUUAAUUGUUAUCCCACCGAAAUCUAAAUAUGAUUCUUUGUACUAUACAGAUAAAAUUUUUUGUUAAUAAUGUAUCUUAACACUUUCUAACAUUAUCAAUAGUGCUGUAUGACCCUUGUGGGUUUAGCCCUUAGUUUUGAUUAUAAUAAUAAUUUAACAUUAUUAAAUAUUUAUUAUUUAUUAAAUACUUAUUAUAGCCUAUGUUGAGAAAUGGUUUACCAGCUAAGGUUAAAGAUUAAAUAUAGGGGGAACUUAGCUUGGUAAGACAGCUCAUCGCCUGCACAGCCGCCCCUGCAGGCGAGGUCUUGAGAAGCUGUCGUAUCCACUUCGCAACAGGCUGUAAAGUAAAUACAUUAAUAAUAAAUUACCCCUAGGGGGUGUUAUGUCAGCAUAUAUCAGACACUGAUUGCUGACAUCACUUGUGUGGACUCAAAGGUCCACUUAUCACCGGGGUUUAUGAUAAGUGACUAACUCUCAACUUUAUACUCAACUGUGCAGUCAAUAGUAGUACAUCACGAGUUAGUACACUUACCUUGGUAUAUGUAUCUGACCCGUAGUUACGCCCGGAUGUCCGAUGUCUUGAUUGAAGAAUAGUAUUCUUUGAAGAAUGUCGCACUACACUCUGUUGGAUCGCAACACUUGUUGUUACACUGUUCAUCAAUAAUUGUUCACACCAUAAUGUCACUAAAGAAGCUGAUCACACUUCUCUGUAAUUGUUUAUUGAGAUUCUUUUGUGCAAAACGCACGGAACAUUGUUCUUUGUUGGUUAUCCCGGCAUGUCAAUGUCUCUCAGUAGAGUCAAAAGUAAUCUGACCUCACAGCGUCAUAUGCCACUGCAAUGCCCCUAGAACAUGAAGGAAAAGCUGACUUAGUACUUUUUGCUUCCUUGCCAAACUUCCUCCAUGAAGCAAAGCAAAAUGCUUGAAUCUUGCUGUCUUAAGCAUAGACAACAAUGUACACUAUCUUUACCAUGGUAAUAAAGUGGGAGCAGGAUUUUCCUUAAUUGUCCUAUUAAGGUAAGAGAUGGACUGUUUCUCAUAACUACACUUUGCAACACUGGACUCUUGCAAGGAGCGGCGGUCACUUGACCACGUCACAUACUUGUAUUGCAUCUGGGAUCAAUUACUUGCUGUAGCAGUAAACAAGAUGUUUGCCCCUUCUGAGAGGGCUGGGCCUCUCAGGGCUGAAGGGGGCUGAUACCCCCCCUCCUGGAGAAAAUUUCUCCACAGCCUAUGGGACUGGAAGACCAGAUGAGGUGAAGUGUUUGGACAGGUCUCCUUGCACCUGCUGCUUCUUUUCUUGAAACAAUUAUCCCUUCACUGUCUUGUAUGUAGAUCUAUGUCACUGACACUAGGGUCCCUCAUGUAAAUCCAUUUUUUGAGCUCAGCUCUCUCAGAUAAUGUGUGUGUGGUUAGUAUGCACAGUAUAAAAUCCUGCCACACUCACUGCAUGAUGGGAGAAGCAAAUCACUAACCUUAUUUGGUUUAAAUGGCAAAAUUGAGGUGUUUUCUUUUAUGCUUUUUAUGGAUUUAUUGGCUGCUUCUUGGUAUCAUUUGAUAGAAUGGAAGACAUACUAUAUUUAAAUUUUGUGUAAAAUUGGCCAAAUUACCAAUUUCUGUGCACUUUAUAGAGUAGUUCUGAUAGUUGAAUGGGCUGUUUCUUGUGAUCAAUCGAUAAAACAGAAGGCAUACCAGUGAAAUGGUUAACAGGUUGGUUGAAAUGAGCAAUGGAAUCGACAUAAAAUAGGACUCAAAGUGGGCAAAAGCACCCGUGUGUAAAUUGUGCCCAGACCACUAAUGUAUUUUUGCUAUCCUUACCUUCAGAAAAAGAUUCUCUUUCAUUUCAGAAUAAUUUUUUCUUAAAAUACUGCCAUUGUCAACACUUAAUUUCAGGGCUUCCCACAGUGCAGGGGGCUGUUGUGGCUCACAUGGUGGUAAAGAGAACCUAAGGACUCCAUUCGACAUAAGCAACACUGCCUCAUUUACUUUGAGUAUCCUCGGUUAAUAAUCAGAAUAAAGCCUCAUCCUUUCUUGUCCUAUUCAGUCAUAACUGCAUUCUAAAAUUUAACUAUUUUCAGUUUUCAAAGCCCACAAUAGUAACUAUAUAAACUUCCACACACAGCUAUAAGUUUAUAUGUCUGACUCCCCAAAUCAGAUAUCUUUUCUGUUUUCUAGCUGGACUGUAUAGUCCUUGUGGCUUAGCGCUUCUUUUUGAUUAUAAUAAUAAUUUCUAGCUGGAAAGCUACAUGUACACUACUACUACUAUAGUCAAUUUAAGGGCUAAACCCAAGAGGGUAUACAUGUGCACCAGCCUAGGUAAUCCUUCGUAGGUUAUGGACAGUAGCUACUUAAAGAAGUUACACAAUGGCUUAUGACAUGCACAAAGCUGCCACUAUAAUUGUGAUAUUAUUUUACUUAUACUGCAGCAGGUUUGCCAUGUACAGUGCAAUAUUUGUAAAAAAUAAAAAAAUAAAGUGAUUAGUUUAUCAUGACUUUUACAUAUAAGUAGUACACUUCUAAUGUACAUACAUGGAUGCCUCUGUAUAUUAAAAUAAUUCAUUGCAAGAUAUAAAGUACCCAGAGGAAAACUAUGUGGCUUCAUUCUUAAUAGUCAAUGAAAUGCGUCAAGGUGAAACAUCAAUGCAGUAGUGUACUGUAGGUGUAUGAAGGUAUAUUAUUAUUAUUAUCAAAUAAAGUGCUGAAUUGACAAGGGUCAUGAACCAUACGAGGGUACAGGGGCUCACCUCUUAUCUGUUUUUAAUUUAUUUCACUCUAGUAGCAUUAUAUUCAGAGCCUUGCUAAAUUUCUGUAUUAUUAUUAUUAUUAUAAUCAUAACUACAGUAAGUGCUAAACCCAAUUUAUUUCUGUAGUAUAGGGGCUAAAUUGAACAAUAAUGCCUUGUAAGGUAUUAUACACUAUUCUUUCCCAGAUUCUGAACAUUCUUGUUUAUAAUAAUAAUGCUGGGAGAAUUAGAAUCAAAAAGAAGUGUUAAACUGCAAGGGCUAUAAUUGUUCUAGCAAUUAUUGAAGAAGGUGAAGUAACUGCUGGUCAUUCCUACAGUUAACUCUGUGUAGUGUGUACAUGUAACACUUUCAUGCUAUAGAACAGGGGUUCCAAACCUGUGGCCCAUGGACUGCAUGUGGCCCUGCUAGGAAAUAUAUACAGCUAUCACAUGAAAUUAAUAAUUCACUUUUAUGUAGGUUCCACACUGUAGUGUCAACAAAACUGCAAGGCCCUCAUCACACAUUUGACCAUCAAAAAUGGCCCACUUGUGUAGGAAGGUUGAGGACUGCUGCUAUAGAAUUUACAGCCAUUGCAAUUUUCUGUAGAUGAAGUUCAGUUGUUUAACUUCAUGUUUGUGAAAAUAACUUAAAAAAUGUGUCAUGGUAGAGAAACAUGUUCUCCGAGUCUCAGAAUAAAAUAAAAAAUGUGUCAUGGUGGAGAAUCUUCUCUGAAUGUCAGAGUAAAAUAAAGUAUCAUUGUCUGCCUCAGGUAUUGGCAAAGGAAAUUAUCUUUAAAAUGUUGUGUUUUCAAGUACAGUGCUGUAUCUUGACCUGGUUUUCAUUUAAAAAUAAUUUAGAUUAAAUAGUUCCUUGGUACAGUACUGUAAUUUUUUUAGACUUAAUCUAAAGUGGUGGAAACUGACAUGAAAGGCGAAUUUAUUAAUAGACAAAAAUGGAAAUUGUGAAAAAUGAUUUCCAGUAUUUCCAGUCUCUGUAGCAAUUGAAGCAAGCAAAUAAAAAAUAAAAUUUGUACCCCAAGACAUGACGUACUGGUGGUGGUAAUGAUACAGUAAGUGAUAGGUCAUUGUGAAGACAUCACUCUGUGGCAUUUAUAAUAGGACUUUCUGAUGUGAUCUUUUCCAUUCUGAAAGUAUAGACUUUAUCUACAAUACAAAUUGUUUCUUCAGAAAUUCUACUAUAUUAUUAUUAUUGUUAUAAGCUGAACCCGUAGUGAGUCGGACAGUCCCUGGGGGAUGGAAGGUAAUCAGGUUUGAUCCAAGGAAAGUGAGGGGUAGCUUCAAUUCCUUGGACCAAGAACCUUUCACCAGCAUCAAGGAACCCUUGAAUUCAAGGGUUCAGAAAUUCUAGUCACAUUGAUAUUGUGAUAUUAGUGAUGUAGAAACAGUGUUCAUAUACUUGGUGAGGAGGAGGAAACAGGUUUGAGGACAGCGUAUUGGACACUUCCAUGUGUAAUAUUUUGUCACAUGAAUUUUAUUUAUCAACAAGUCUUAUCAUUACUUUCCUGUACUGUGUAAUGCAUAUAUUUAAUACUGUGAUGUACUGUACUUGCUCAAUACUGAGUAACUCUCUCAAUAUGAUUCAUUCUAACAUGUUAAUCUUACAUCUAAUCCCUUGAAAGGGAUCUCUUGCUAUGGCAAAAGGGCUCUUAAUCCAAGGAACUGUAUCUCUUUUUCCCUUCCUUGGAUCAAUCCUAAAUAACUCAAACCUUCCACUCUCCAUUUGGCCUCAUUAGCAGGGAAAUUUACCUCUGUCAUGUACUCCAGUUUCUAGACUGAGAAAAUAGACCAUUAUCAGCCCUGUUCAAACAGCUUCCACUGGCAGUGGUGUGGUGGGCAUGUCACUCCACCUAAUGGGUAUUAGACCAUCUUAGUGUGUGUCAGAUGAUCCUCCAGUGAGAUAUCAGGUCUUUGGAAGGGCCUCUGAUCAUGGAUGUAUUACUGGAGGUUACCUGGAGAUCCAAGAGUGAAAACUGAAGGUGCAUGACUCUUGUUAUUCAUGCCAGGUCACAAGUCAUCACUAGCACAGUUAGUGCUCAUGCUGAAUCAGGCAGGUUAGCUAUGCCUUGCUCAGUCAAUUCUGGAGGUGUUAUUCUGAUGCUGUGCACUGGGUAGGGUAAAAGGUGGUUUCCAGGGAACAACACCACUAUCAGUGAUAGCAGAGGUGACCAUGGUUCAUGGCACUGCCCCCCCCCCAUCUUUUUUUUUUAUUUACACAGGGUUUGACAAGGUUAGAUUAAGGAUCCCUAGCUCUUUUUUUUUUUUUUUUUUGGCUUGAGAAAAAGUCUAAUCAUGGAUCCCUAGUGAUGGCAUCAUCUACUGACUCAUGCACAACCAUGAACUCUGCUUAAAACCCAGAAUUUUUUUUGAGCAAACCUUUAUUACCUGAGCCCAGUACCUGUGUUCUACCUAUUCCCUGUGAUACCUCUGACCCUUGCACUUUAUUGUGGAACUGGCUUUCCCCACGACACAAUGACAAUUCAUGGAUCAUCCAUGUGCUAACAGAGAGUGGCUUGAAACCUUCUGCCAAGAGACAGUGGUAGACAAAUGAUAAUUAACAUAGCACACACACACAAAUCUUCCAAACACAUUAUGCACUGGACAAGAAUUUUUCAUGGUAAAUAAUGAAUCCCAAAGCAAACCCGAGUGAUUACAAAUAUGCACAAGAACUCUUGACAUACGUCAGCCAAGACAUUUACUUCCACCCUCUUAAAAAGUGAGAUGCACAUUAUCAGAGUGAAUAGUGCUGGCCAGGCCAGUAUCCUAAUGCAGCUCCAUACCACUGGCAGAACCACUGUGACUGUACAUUGUCACUCCACACUCAGUUUAUGCCAUGGAGUGGUGGUUAUUCUUCACACAGUCAUACAGCAAGAUUCUACAUACUGUGCUUGGGAUAUACAAAAGUAAUUAGUAUUACAACACCCCCCAAUCACUAGGGUCCAAACUAAUGUUUACCUUGCUCAUAGAUGAAAGCAACAUUCAAGUCAAUAACCAUGAACUUUCCUCUGAAUACAUAGUAGAUAGCAGGCAGAAUGUCAAAUCUGUGGAGGAAUGGAUCAUAACCGACCAUUAACUUAUGACUGAUCCUUUUCCUAUCUUAACUACUAAGAAACAUCCGUUAUAUUCUCGUUUGCCUAGUUUUCCUUCAGGAAAGUAAUAUUUGAUGUUUAAUUGAGAAGAAGGGUUUGUCAUAUAAUUAAACCAUAACUGAACUCUGCCUGUAGAUGACAAUAUCUUGCACCUCUUACUCCAGAGUCGCCUGACACCCCCAACACUCAGUAAUGCCCACCUACAUACUUAUUCCUAUAUUUAACUUUUAGCAAUUCAUAAUACUGAGGCUCCCAGCUCUUCACCGUCUGUCAUCUUCACUGCCUCAACAUACCCAGUCCUCUUCAAUGGUCUCUUUAACACUUAAACGUAACCCAAAACACCUUCAUUACUGACAUUUAUUUUGCAUACUCGCCUCCACUCGUCCCUACCCAUGCAAUCCAAUCCACUAUCAAACUACAUAUUUUGUAUGUGAUGGAUGAUUGUUUUCAAAUAUAUCAUUACUAAGUUAGCUCUACAGGAAAUAUGGAACUUUUAUUUCAUACUGUUGUGAUAUAAUGACUUAAUAAUGUGCUAUUACAGCUGCAUGUCUGUCAGUAUUAAGGGAGUUAGUUACCUUAAGUGCAACCUGUUUU
Molecule: messenger RNA, 11588 nt
Organism: Cherax quadricarinatus
Lineage: Eukaryota; Metazoa; Arthropoda; Malacostraca; Decapoda; Parastacidae
Product: protein bric-a-brac 1
Biological process (GO): regulation of transcription by RNA polymerase II
Cellular component (GO): nucleus
Molecular function (GO): protein binding
Source: RefSeq, a predicted model, not a curated record